AUGAUUCUACUAGACACUAAUUGGGCCCUACCCAAAACAGACUCCCCGAUAGAUCCUAAGUACCCCUUCCUCUUUAUGUGGAAUGCUCCUACAGAACUCUGCAAGACCAGAUUUGGCUUGGGUCUGGACCUCUCCCACUUCCAGAUAGUGAGCAGCACUUUGAAAUCUGCCACCAACCAAAGAAUAUCAAUUUUCUACACCGACCGCUUUGGCCUCUUCCCCUAUGUGAAUGAGGACACAGGAGAAAUGUAUGAUGAAGGACUCCCACAGCUGAUGGAUUUCCAGAAACACAGUGAGCUGGCUAAAGACGACGUUGAAUACUACAUCCCCAUGGACCAACCAGGUCUCGCCAUCCUUGAUUUGGAGGAAUGGCGACCACAGUGGGUCAGAAACUGGGGUAGGAAGGACAUCUAUCGAGAUCUCUCAAUUGAGACAGUUAAAACCAAGAACUCAAAUUUAUCUGAUGAUGAAGCAAAAGACAGGGCUAAAAUAAUGUUUGAGGGUGCAGCAAAGCAAUAUUUUCUACAAUCAAUCUUGAUUGGAAAGUCUCUUCGUCCUAAUAGGCUUUGGGGAUUCUACCUGUACCCUGACUGUUAUAACUACGACUACAACCAGGAUAUCAAUUCUUAUUCUGGGAGUUGUCCUAAGAUUGAGCAAGAGAGGAAUGAUGAGUUGUUGUGGCUAUGGAAGGAGUCCACUGCACUCUUCCCAUCGAUUUACCUGGAGUUGAUACUGAAAGAUUCCUACCAAGCCCGCUUGUAUGUCCGCCACCGCAUUCAGGAAGCUAUGAGGGUAUCCAUGCUUCCCAUCCAAAGUUAUGCCAUUCCAAUUUACGCCUACAUCCGUCCAGUCUUCAAAGAUAGUGGUGAUGACUACAUGUCAGAGUAUGACCUUGUGAACACCAUUGGUGAGGCUGCUGCCCUGGGAGCAGCUGGGAUCAUUUCCUGGGGAGACAUGGAUGUCACAGACUCAGAGGACACAUGCUCUGCUGCCAGACAUCACCUGGAGAAGAUCAUGAAUCCAUAUAUCUUGAAUGUUUCCACGGCAACACAGCUUUGCAGCAAGGCUUUAUGUAAGGCGAAUGGCCGCUGCAUAAGAAAACACUGGGACAGAAAUGACUACCUACACCUCAACCCAUACACCUUCCAGAUCAAGAGAUACAGAACAGGAGAACUGUCAGUGAAGGGUGAAAUGUCCCAAUAUGAGAUUGAAUGGUUUGCUGAGAGAUUUGACUGUUUGUGCUUCUCCAAAGAACCAUGUCAGUCCCCCUAUACACUUAACUCCUUCGCCAACUUUGUCCAGAGCAAUGGAACUACCAAAUACCUCCAGCCACUUCUAAUUGUGGCUUCUAUCAUCAGUAUUAAUAUCUUAAGAAUGCAGGAUUAUAUGCGAGGAGGCUGGUGA
Messenger RNA from Esox lucius (northern pike), 1404 nucleotides. RefSeq names its product hyaluronidase-5-like. The record is from RefSeq and is a predicted model, not a curated record. The transcript has 3 exons. Lineage: Eukaryota; Metazoa; Chordata; Actinopteri; Esociformes; Esocidae. The coding region runs from base 1 to 1404 and encodes 467 amino acids. Gene Ontology annotation, biological process: carbohydrate metabolic process; hyaluronan catabolic process. Gene Ontology annotation, cellular component: acrosomal vesicle. Gene Ontology annotation, molecular function: hyalurononglucosaminidase activity.